ACAACUUCAAUAGAGAGGACGUGAUACUCUGUGUCUUGCCCAAGUUCCACAUCUACGCCCUAAACUCCAUUAUGCUAUGUAGUCUCAGAGUCGGUGCCACUAUUUUGAUCAUGCCCAAAUUCGAGAUCACUCUCUUGCUAGAGCAGAUCCAGAGGUGUAAAGUUACAGUGGCUAUGGUCGUGCCACCGAUCGUUUUGGCCAUGGUGAAGUCUUCGGAGACGGAGAAGUAUGAUCUGACCUCGGUGAGGAUGAUUAAGUCAGGUGCGGCUCCUCUUGGUAAGGAGCUUGAAGAUACCAUUAGUGCUAAGUUUCCUAACGCAAGGCUUGGUCAGGGCUAUGGAAUGACGGAGGCAGGUCCGGUGCUAGCAAUGUCACUAGGGUUCGCGAAAGAGCCGUUUCCGGUGAAAUCAGGAGCAUGCGGUACAGUCGUCAGAAACGCCGAGUUGAAGAUCGCUGAUCCAGACACUGGAAGUUCCCUUCCUAGGAACAGUCCCGGAGAGAUAUGCAUCCGCGGCCACCAAAUCAUGAAAGGCUACCUCAAUGACCCGGUGGCCACAGCAGCAACGAUAGACAAAGAAGGUUGGCUUCACACCGGAGACAUUGGAUUUGUCGACGAUGACGACGAGCUUUUCAUUGUCGAUCGCUUGAAAGAGCUUAUCAAGUACAAGGGAUUCCAGGUGGCUCCGGCGGAGCUCGAGUCUCUCCUCAUCUCUCACUCGGACAUCAAUGAUGUUGCAGUGGUCGCCAUGAAAGAAGACGAUGCUGGUGAGGUUCCUGUUGCUUUUGUGGUGAGAUCCAAAGAGUCAAAUUUAUCAGAAGAUGAAAUUAAGCAAUUUGUGUCAAAACAGGUUGUGUUUUACAAGAGAAUCAACAAAGUUUUCUUCACUGACUCCGUUCCUAAAGCUCCAUCAGGGAAGAUAUUGGGGGUAAUUGGUAGUUGCUGUAGGUGCUGUCCACGGCUCUAUUUAUUUCUACAGCACCAAAUUCAGAGCAAUCAAGCUUUAAAUUUUUUUUUGAAACCACAGCUAUUGAAAUAACCUACAGCUGUACAAGUGUUUUGCAGAGCCAAAUAUCCAAAGCAAUUUUUUAGUGCUUUCC
This is a messenger RNA of Brassica oleracea var. oleracea, 1098 nucleotides long. Its product is annotated as 4-coumarate--CoA ligase 2-like. The transcript has 4 exons. Gene Ontology annotation, molecular function: 4-coumarate-CoA ligase activity. NCBI's taxonomy places the organism in Eukaryota, Viridiplantae, Streptophyta, Magnoliopsida, Brassicales, Brassicaceae. Bases 72 to 1037 code for a protein of 321 amino acids. The record is from RefSeq and is a predicted model, not a curated record.